Alternaria alternata is the source of this 719-nucleotide messenger RNA. RefSeq lists its product as hypothetical. Lineage: Eukaryota; Fungi; Ascomycota; Dothideomycetes; Pleosporales; Pleosporaceae. The coding region runs from base 158 to 655 and encodes 165 amino acids. The transcript has a single exon. The record is from RefSeq and is a predicted model, not a curated record.
GAGGUGAUCGCCUGUAUCAUCAUUUUCUCUCUUCCGCUCUCAUAUAGUCCGUUUAACCAAUUAUUCAUGGCAUAUCAUGCCUUGACCGAAGGUCCAUCGUAACGCAGCCUGGAACUGCUUGGAAGACGAUUGAGGGCCUCCAAAAGCAACAGAAUCCAUGAUCAAAAUUUCGACCGACCUCUUCCGUCACUUGAAAUCUUGGUACGCUCGCGCGGCGACUCAAUAUCUUCAUAUUCCCCAACCCCACACAGCUAUCAGCCAUGCCUAUAGACAGUACCCACCAUGUAGCCACCCAACUCUGGACGAAAAGCGAAAGCCAUCACGCACCCAACUCGAGGAGCGCAGUACCGAAACUCUUCGACCCAACGAUUUCACGCGGAAUUCGCUCCAAUUUUCCAUGACUUUUGGCCACCGCCAGAUCUGCCACUUACAAUCACCAUCUUGCCAACCACACAUGAUCUCGGCCCGUGAUGCAAGUGACCACAUCGAAGACGCCAUAGGUCUUGAGUCUCUUUGCAACUCAAUUCUGCCUUGUCACUGGGUUUAUCGUGCUAUUGCUUCGCUGACUUGGACAUAUCGUGGCCCACAGACGGUUGCGCUUUUGGAUCCGUCUCUUUUUGCAUUCCAAGGUUUUCUCUCACCCACGAGUGUCUGAACUGCGGUACUAUAGCAAUGAAAGCCUACUCUGUUAGUACGGUAGCAAAACUCCACAGUCUCGC